AAGAGUCAAGACAUGUACCCCAGGUAGCAGAUGCCCAAGUAACCAACAUUGGCAAGCUAAUUCACUUGCUGUAGCCAAUUAUAAUGCGGUUACACUAAUAAAUACCCUAGGCAAUUGCACAAUACAAUACAUAUAUGUACCUUAGCAGUGGAGGUUACAACUACCGAAAGCCCUAGAAGCCCUGGAAACCUUCAAUGUUUUAACAUCAACCAGGAUCUUUCAGCCUCAAGAUUCCAUUCCUGAACCGUUCGUUACGCGGAUGCUUACAUUGUUUCGUUUACCUGAUUUGUUCAUUUUGAUCAUUGCUUUGUCUUCACUUACCGUACUAUCCGCUAGUAUCAACCUCGACCCCACCAUGGCGAUGCGACGAGCCUCACCAUUGCUGUUCCCAGCCGCUGCCAAACACACUGCUACUGUCAUAUUUAUUCAUGGAUUAGGCGACAGCGGAUACGGUUGGGCCUCAGCAGUUGAGAACUGGAGGCGACGACAGAGACUGGAUGAAGUCAAGUUCGUCUUGCCUCAUGCCCCGGGCAUUCCCGUCACAGCUUCAGGCGGACAGUACAUGCCCGGAUGGUACGAUAUUUAUGCGCUAAGUGGGGACAUUCGAAAGAAUCAAGAUGAGAAGGGUGUCCUGCAAAGUAGAGACUACUUCUAUGAACUUAUCCAAGCCGAGAUUAAUGCCGGAAUACCUGCUAGCCGUAUCGUCCUCGGCGGCUUCUCUCAAGGUGGUGCCAUGUCUCUGUUCGCAGGCCUCACAGCAAAGGUCAAGCUUGCCGGCAUUGUCGCGCUUUCUGCCUACCUACCACUAGACAGCAAAUUUAGCGAAUUCGUCAAGGAGAACGAUCACAACCGUCAGACACCGGUUUUGAUGUGCCAUGGAGACGAAGAUCAAGUGGUGUCUUUCAACUUUGGCAAGACCACGUACGAGGGGCUUAAGAAAGAAGGCUUCGACGUCACAUUUAAAGUCUACCCGGAUAUGGGCCAUUCGGCUUGCAUAGAGGAGCUGGAUGAGGUUGAGGCUUUCCUAAGAUCACGACUACCGCCUCAAGCCGACAAGAAGUCAGAGUUAUAAGCCGCGUUAAGCGAAGUAUAGUGUUACUUGAACACCUAGGUAGACUACCAAUAAACAUAAAAUAGACACAUAAAGAUGGGCCAUUACCAUACUCAAAGGUUUGUAAGUGGACAUCAUUAACCGAUUUACAACGUAUGUGGUGGAUGUUCAUGCAGAAGAAACCAGAUAGAGGAGUUUGAAGGCGCAAAUCCGAACGAUGGGACGAGCCAUUUUUAUUAAAAUCGUAUCCUUUCGGACAAUAUGAUACAUGCCAGGUGCCUACCUAAUAAUAGAUAUCCUCUACAAAUUA
Molecule: messenger RNA, 1361 nt
Organism: Hypoxylon fragiforme
Lineage: Eukaryota; Fungi; Ascomycota; Sordariomycetes; Xylariales; Hypoxylaceae
Product: Phospholipase/carboxylesterase
Exons: 4
Coding region: 260-1072 (270 amino acids)
Biological process (GO): protein depalmitoylation
Cellular component (GO): cytoplasm
Molecular function (GO): carboxylic ester hydrolase activity; palmitoyl-(protein) hydrolase activity
Source: RefSeq, a predicted model, not a curated record